Molecule: messenger RNA, 1727 nt
Organism: Trichoderma asperellum CBS 433.97
Lineage: Eukaryota; Fungi; Ascomycota; Sordariomycetes; Hypocreales; Hypocreaceae
Biological process (GO): transmembrane transport
Cellular component (GO): membrane
Molecular function (GO): transmembrane transporter activity
Source: RefSeq, a predicted model, not a curated record
GUCUCGAAAAAAAACCGAAAGAUUAUUUUAAUAUGCAUCUCUUCCACUGCCACUCUGCUGGUAGAUAAAUCACACACGUGGGAGUCUUUCACUGCGUUAUUCAUCAUGACUACUGGAGGCAUCUCUGCCACAAGGAUUUCGAUUGACUCUGGAAACAUGGAAAAAGACGACCAAGUUCAUGUGCCCACCGAUCAUGUUGAAGAUGUUACCCCAGGCGAAACUUUGGAUAUAAAACUCGCGAGAGAGCCCGGGGAAGCCUUCUUUACCGAUGAAGAAGCAGCCUGUGUCAAAAGAAAGAUAGAUUUCAUCAUUUUGCCCCUUCUGUGCGGCUGUUACAUUUUUUCCUUCUUGGACAAGACUCUCAUCAACUAUAGUUCAAUCUUUGGUCUGAAACAGUCACUGAAUCUCCAUGGCUCACAAUUUAGCUGGCUGGGAAGCAUCUUCUAUAUUGGUUAUAUGAUCGGGUCGAUUACAUGGGCCAAAAUCGUUCACAAAUGGCCACAACAUACAGGAAAGCUUAUUGCCGCGGCUGUGCUGGCGUGGUCCAGCAUAAUAUUGCUUACACCUUUAUGCUUCAACUUUGCGGGGAUCAUGACCGCACGAUUUUUCCUUGGACUAGUGGAAAGCAUCAUAGGACCAGUCUUUGUCAUUGUCACAAGUAACUGGUGGACUCGACCGGAACAAGCAUUCAGGACCGCCUUUUGGCUCGGUGGGACACCAAUUGGGAAUUUCUUUGGUGGAAUCCUCUCAUAUGGCCUUGGGUCAAUACACAAUUCAUCAAUAGCUACAUGGAAGAUCUUCUUCCUUUUCUUCGGCUCCUUCAGCUUUGUCUUUGCACUUAUUCUUGCCUAUCUUAUGCCCGACAAUUAUUCCAACGCUAGGUGGCUCACUCCACGCGAGAGAGAAGUCGCAAGAGACAGAGUGAGGGAUAAUCAGACUGUUUCCACGGAUAAUCACUGGAAAUGGUCUCAAUUUUGGGAAGCAUUGAGAGAUCCCCAAACCAUCUUCUUCUUUGUGACAGCUGUUGGUAACACCAUGCCCUCAACAUUUGCGAGUCAAUUUUCGAGCCAGAUUGUACAAGGUUUUGGUUUCUCAGCCUUGCAAACAACGGUUAUUUCUGCGUGUCCGGCCGCCGUCAUCCAGCUUGGUACUUUCCUCAUUUUUUCUUAUAUUGCUUCUCAUCACAACAAUAUCAGGCUUCUUCUCUCGAUUAUAGUAUCUAUACCGCCCUUGAUAGGUGCAUCCUUACUGCAUGUACUCUCCGAUAGCAACCGAGCCGGCCGUCUCGCAGGUUACUAUCUUACCUUCACGCACACCAUGUCAUUUACCCUUAGUACCGGAUUAAUGGCUUCUAAUUAUGCAGGAAACACGAAAAAGUCGACUGCGUCUGGUAUCAUCUUCGCAGGCUGGGCCGCUGGACUCAUUGCAGGCCCUCAAUUUUUCCUCGACAAGCAGGCACCAGUCUACGACUUGGCCUUUAGAAUGCUCAUGGGCUGUUAUGCUUUAAUGAUCAUUGUUCCGAUUCUUCAGUACCUAUGGUACAGGCAUGAGAAUAAGCGACGUGAUGAGAAACUUGCUAGAGAGGGAGGUGGCACGGAUGAGAUACUAAGCACAGAAUUUAGUGAUAAGACUGACUUUGAGCGGUGGCAGACAUUCAGGUACACUUUGUAAAUUGUCGGUUUCAUGCUCCAUAUGGGGAUACCUCCAGGCCGCUUAUAGCAAAUAGC